Molecule: messenger RNA, 2180 nt
Organism: Achroia grisella
Lineage: Eukaryota; Metazoa; Arthropoda; Insecta; Lepidoptera; Pyralidae
Exons: 8
Coding region: 21-1388 (455 amino acids)
Biological process (GO): regulation of translational initiation
Cellular component (GO): cytosol
Molecular function (GO): RNA binding; protein binding; translation activator activity
Source: RefSeq, a predicted model, not a curated record
AGUAUUUAAAAUAAACCAAGAUGCAGACUCAAAUAGGUGUAGGUAACGAACUGCAGAGGAGCUAUAGGAUGCAGGACUUCGCAUCACCUGGCGUCAUCAUGAGAGAACGUAGCUUCAUACGGCCACAGUCGCAUCACAAUAUGCAUCAUAAUCAGUUUUCGAAUGGGAAACGGCGGAGUAUGAUUCUAACUAACGCAAAAGGGAAACCUACCCUCGAGAUUUAUAGACCCCCAGGUGUCCGAACAGACGGCGUGGUGACCACGGCGGGGACGGCGGCUACCACACCCACCACGGCGACAACCACAAACAAACUCAAUGUCCACGCAAAAGAGUUCACUAUGGCUAAGCCUGUCGACCUUCACAAUAGGUCGGCAAUGGGCCUUGGGUACGCCAGUAUGGGCCUGCAGCAUUCGCGGUCUGCGGUGCUGCACGCACAGGUGCCGCCGCACUACCGGCCCGUGCUGCCGUCACAGACUCUGCUCGGAAGCACAGACGGCAAUGUACAACACGCAUCUGUGGGUCCACGUGUGCAUUUUAAAUUACAACCACAGCAGGGUAUGCCUGAAAAGAAGAAAUCUCCUCCGUCCUCCCUGACCAAUGGCAAUGGCAAGAGCAUCCGGCCACAGUCGUUCACUCCAGGGCUCAAAAGGUCCAAAUCUUUGACCUCGGCAGACGCCCUGGCUAGUGGCAUGGCGGCCUUGGGUCUUGCUGCGGAUGCGGGCGACUUGGGCAAUUUUCCACCAGAGAUACAAGAGUGUAUAGACAAGGCUCUUGAAGAUCCGAACGCUGUAUGCGCUCGGACCCUGAUGGAUGCCGUAGGACACCUUGUGUCUCGCGCGGUGGAGUCUCCGCGGUACGCGUUGCCGGCAGCCCGCCGCUGCAUCGCGGUGGUGGAGCGGGAGCAGACCGAGACCUUCCUCGAGUCUCUGCUCAACACUUGCCAACAGUGGUACCACGACAGGGAAAAGUUGCUGGGCGGCGUGGUGGGCGGCGGGCGGCCGCGGCUGAUGGCGUUCCUGUCGUUCCUGCUGGAGAUGUACUGCCAGCUGCGGCGGCGCGCCAUACAGCGGCGCGGCGCCUCCGCGCAGCCAGGACAGGUGCUGCUCACGCUCAUCUGCAAGUGCUGCGAGGACUGCAUCCGCCAGCCCGUGCCCUCCGCCAGCGAUACGGAGAACCUGUUCUUCGUGCUGACGUACAUCGGUCGCGACCUGGAGCAGCAGCUGCCGGGCGACCUGGAGCGGCUGCUGACGGCGGUGCGGGACGCGUUCCUCAACACGGCGGCCGCGCCCUCCAUCCGCCGCACGCUGCUGCAGCUCAUCGAGCUGCACGCCUCGCGCUGGCAGCUGCCAGGCUGCGCAGUUCUCUAUUACUACCCUUCUUCCAAAUAACACCGCGAUUCAUGUAUAAUACGUGUACAGCGUUUAUAUUAAGAUUCAUACAUGUAUAAAACAUGUUUCUUGUUUAUAUCACUACGAUAAUCUAUUGUCGUUCCACUGCUCAGCAUGAGUCUCUUAGAAAAGGUGGAUACUUCCAAAUAACGCUGCGCUUCCAUACGCACUUCAUGCGUUCGUGUAAGGCGUUUAAAAUUUAUACAUGUAUAAAACAUGUUUUAUGCUUAGGUAUAUCAUUAUGAUUAUUAUUCGACCCAUUAUCGUUCUGCAACUGAGCUGACUCUUGGAACAAAGAAGAUGCGUCCAAGUAAUGCUUCUCUUCUAUACGCGCUUCAUGCGUUCGUGUAAAGUGUAAUUAAGAUUUAUACAUGUAUAAAACAUGUUUUAUGGCUUACAUUAUUAAGAUAAGUCAUUAUAGAUCGACUACUGAGCAUGGCUUCUUAAAGAAGGAGGAUGUUGUGACCACCCUUGACAAACGGUUCGGGUUGUGGUUUUUAUUACUGAUGCGCAAGUACUCGUCUCGGAGAUAUUCGACAUGCUGGAAGUGAAAUGAGUGGUGACUGAUUGUAUUGUUAUUUUCACCACACGGUGAUUCGAAAAGGAUACAUCUACCAACAAUAGCAUGAUAUGGAGUAUUUGUCAGUAGACACAUAGAAUAUAUAAGAUCGUUACCCGGAGUGAAAACGAUCCUUGAAGAAAUAUCAUCUAUGUUUACGCAGACAUUUUCUAUAACUUAUAAUUCGAAUCAAAUUAUCUUCGCAUGCCUGAAAUUAAUUGGAGAAUCCAAAA